This is a messenger RNA of Staurois parvus, 255 nucleotides long. NCBI's taxonomy places the organism in Eukaryota, Metazoa, Chordata, Amphibia, Anura, Ranidae. The record is from the annotation of a GenBank genome assembly.
UAUCAGUGCCAGUCAGUGCCACCUAACAGUGCCACAUAUCAGUGCCGCCAUCAGUGCCUCCUCAUCAGUGCCCAUCAGUGCCACCUAUCAGUGUCCAUCACUACAACCUCAUUAGCGCACAUCAGUGAAGGAGAAAAAUCACUUAUUUACAAAAUUUUAUAACAAAAACUAAGAAAAAAAAUUUUUUUUUUUCAAAAUUGUCAGUGGUUUUUUUGGUUUGUUUUAAGAAAAAAUAAAAAAUCCAGAGGUGAUUAA